Molecule: messenger RNA, 2221 nt
Organism: Trachymyrmex cornetzi
Lineage: Eukaryota; Metazoa; Arthropoda; Insecta; Hymenoptera; Formicidae
Gene: mIF2
Product: mitochondrial translation initiation factor 2
Exons: 11
Coding region: 77-2191 (704 amino acids)
Biological process (GO): translational initiation
Cellular component (GO): cytoplasm
Molecular function (GO): GTPase activity; GTP binding; translation initiation factor activity
Source: RefSeq, a predicted model, not a curated record
UAAACAUGGCUACUUCCUUGAUCAGAACGUGUACAAAAUUUAGGUGAUUAUUUUUUUUCCUGAAGAUAUUAUCACAAUGAUCAAAGUCGCAUCUUCAAGAUUUCCUUCACAUUUACUGAGGCAGCCACUCUGUGAUAUUGUCAAAAGCGAUAAUGUAAGGAAGUAUAACUUUCAUAGUUUGUUCCUGACGUGUACGCAAUGCCGGCAUUACCAUACAACACCAAAAUAUUUCAAGACCAAAUCAAAUAAGCCGAAUGUUUUCACUCAAAUAAAACCAAAAAAACGUUUGCCAGUUGUGGAUAUAUGGAACCAAAUGACUGUAUCAGAACUGGCAGCAUCUUCAGGAAGGGAUAUAAGUGAUGUCAUGGAUGCAAUUUCUCUCUCUGAUUCAUUUAGACGUUACAAUAAAAAUACUAUUGUAGAGGAUCCAAAUAUAUUGUACAAUGCUGUGCGGAAACUUGGGGCAAAGUUUAAAGUUAUAUCUAGACCAGAUAGCAAAAUAGAAAAUAAUACACAGGACUGCAAUGUUAUUAAAAGACCUCUACCGGAUGAAUCUGUACUAAUAAAACGUCGUCCAGUAGUAACAAUUAUGGGCCAUGUUGAUCAUGGCAAAACUACAUUGCUAGAUACAUUACGUAACACAUCAGUUGUAAAAAUGGAAUUUGGUGGUAUCACUCAACAUAUUGGAGCUUUCAAUGUAACGUUGGAAACGGGAGAAACGAUUACAUUUUUGGAUACUCCUGGACACGCCGCUUUUAAUAUUAUGCGAAUGAGAGGCGCACAAGUAACUGACAUUAUAGUACUAGUGGUUGCAGCAGAUGAUGGCGUGAUGGAACAAACUAUAGAAAGUAUAAAUAUGGCAAAAGCAGCAAAUGUUCCGAUUAUCGUGGCUAUCAACAAAAUCGAUAAACCAGAAGCUGAUAUUAUAAGAACGCAAAAUAUGCUUGCGCAACAAGGGAUUCAAGUGGAGGCAAUGGGCGGGGACAUUCAGAGCGUUAAUAUAUCAGCUUUACACGGAACCAAUUUAGAUUCUUUGAUAGAGGCUAUAGCAUUACAAGCCGAACUCGUGGGAUUAAAGGGUGAUCCAACGGGAUUAGUCGAGGCUGUCGUAAUUGAAUGUUUUACCGACCGUCAACGUGGCAAAUUAGCGACAGCUUUGAUUCAACGUGGUACUCUAAGAAAGGGUGCAUACCUUGUGAGCGGGUUAGCGUGGGCUAAAGUAAGAGCUAUGUUCGACCAUUCUGGAAAUCCAGUUACGGAAGCCAAAUUAUCCGAUGCUGUGCAGAUUAUUGGAUGGAAAGAUUUACCUACUGCUGGAGAUGAAAUAUUAGAAGUUGAGAAUGAGAAGAAAACACGCACAGUAAUGCGAUACAGAGAAGCGGAGAAAGCUACACAACUGGCGCAGGAACAUAAAAUUGCAGCGGACAAAAAGCAUGAAGAAUAUUUGAAAGAAUAUAAAGAACAUCUGGCAAAGAGAAGAGCACUCGGCAGAUAUGCGAAACUAUCAACACCUGUUAAAAAUAAGAUGCCUGAUGAUGAUGAGAAACCUAAACUUAACAUUAUCAUAAAAGGUGAUGUCGCUGGCUCUGUAGAAGCUAUAUUAGACGUUUUUAAUACCUACGGGAGUGACGACAAAUGUGAAUUAAGUGUCAUCCAUUAUGGCGUUGGACCUAUUACAGAGACAGAUUUACAAAUGGCAGACAUAUUUAAUGCCAUCAUAUAUCCUUUUAACAUUGGCGUAAUGAAAAACUUACAACAGGAAGCUAAUGAAAAAAAGAUAUCGAUCCGUCCAUACAAUGUGAUAUAUAAACUCAUUGACGAUGUCAAAAAGGAGAUAAAUUCGAGACUUCCACCGAUUGACACCGAAGAAGUGAUAGGUGAAGCAAAUGUAUUGCAAGAGUUUGAAAUCACAGAUAAAAAAAAGAAAGUAAAGGUUGCGGGUUGUCGGUGCACCAAAGGCAAUCUCAAGAAAAAUGCAAUGUAUCGAUUGAUGCGUGAACAGGAAGUUCUCUUUACCGGAAAAUUGGUAUCGAUGAAACAUUUAAAAAAUGAAAUUGAAACAGUCAAGACUGACGUAGAAUGCGGUUUGAGAUUCGAAGGUCUGACAUUGUCUUUCAAAGCUGGGGAUAUUUUAAUUUGUUACCAAACGUAUCAGAAACCACAAGAAACCGACUGGGAUCCCGGAUUCUAAACAAUUUCAAAGAUUGCAAGAUUAAAUGAA